Mangifera indica (mango) is the source of this 1604-nucleotide messenger RNA. RefSeq names its product probable pectate lyase 4. The record is from RefSeq and is a predicted model, not a curated record. The coding region runs from base 206 to 1354 and encodes 382 amino acids. Gene Ontology annotation, molecular function: pectate lyase activity. The transcript is spliced from 5 exons. Lineage: Eukaryota; Viridiplantae; Streptophyta; Magnoliopsida; Sapindales; Anacardiaceae.
GCGAGGAAAUAUGCGUAGCUGGGAAUGUCAGCAGUGAGCUUUGCCCUCUGUCGGUCUGAGCAAUGAAACGCAGUCGUUUUAACAAAGUUACCUGUAACAGCCAGAGCUUCUUUAAGAUCCGUGUAUUGAUAUAGCUAUCGUUUUCGGUUAAGAUGGUAGCAUUAUUAAUGAUCUGAAACUGAAAGAAACGUUUUCGGCCAUUAAAAUGGGCAACUGUCAAGGUCAUCAGCGUCAUCGCAAGAACCGUAACGCUAACUGGUCGAGCGCUUCUGUCGGAGAUAAAAAGGCUACUCCCUUUAAAAAUGCUCCCUCUGAGCAUCAUCAGCAUUUCCCAUCACAAAGCCCCGCGCCCGCCACAAUGUCUUUGCCUUAUGCUCAAGUUGACUCCUCCUUACGAGCGCUCGCCAGCCAAGCCGAAGGCUUCGGCCGCUUCGCCAUUGGUGGGCUACACGGUCCUCUCUAUCAUGUCACCUCUUUACGAGAUGAUGGACCAGGAUCUCUUCGAGAAGGGUGUCGAAGAAAAGAACCACUUUGGAUUGUGUUUGAUGUGUCAGGCACCAUUCAGCUUUCAUCUUUCUUGAGUGUGUCGUCUUAUAAAACCAUAGAUGGCCGUGGCCAAAGGAUAAAACUUACAGGGAAGGGUUUGAGGCUGAAGGAAUGCGAACAUGUUAUUAUAUGUAAUUUAGAGCUUGAGGGUGGCAGAGGACAUGAUGUGGAUGGCAUUCAAAUAAAGCCUAACUCAAAACAUAUAUGGAUUGACCGAUGUAGCCUCCGUAAUUACGAUGAUGGGCUGAUAGAUGUAACCCAUGCCAGCACAGAUAUUACAAUAUCUCGGUGUUACUUUGCAUCCCAUGACAAGACAAUGCUCAUAGGAGCAGACCCCUCUCACACUGGUGACAGAUGUAUUAGAGUGACCAUUCACCAUUGUUUUUUUGAUGGGACUGUACAGCGGCAUCCUCGAGUUAGAUUUGCAAAAGUACAUCUUUACAAUAAUUACACCAGAAACUGGGGAAUUUAUGCUGUUGGUGCCGGUGUGGAAUCUCAGAUAUACUCCCAAUGUAAUAUAUAUGAAGCUGGACCAAAGAAGGUAGCAUUUAAGUAUUUUACUGAGAAGGCAGCUGACAGUGAGAGGGAAAAGACUGGCUUCAUAAAGUCAGAAGGGGAUAUGUAUACUGCCGAAACUCAAGCGGGGUUGAUGACCGAGGUUGGUGAACAUAGCAUCUUUGACCCAAGUGAAAACUACCCAAUAUGGACGGUUGAACCUCCCUCCAACACACUCAAACAGCUGCUUCAACAUUAUGCGGGAUGGCAGAAUAUCGAACGGCCAGCUGAUCAAGUAGCAGUUGCUAAUUAACCUUAGUAUAGAUAUCUAUAAACAUAUAUGAUUCAAUUUCUGUCUCUUUGUUUCUGUUUUCGUUUGGAUUUCCUCUUUCUGAUCUUAUUGCCUUCCCAUCUGCUGUGUAAAUGUUAUUGCUUCUUGUAUAUUGCAGCCUAUCUUUAAAUAUCUUAAGCAUAACAAAUAUGUAAUACUAAAAUCACCAUGUGUCACUUUGUGAGCCUCUACACUAUAGAUUGUUGACAAUGGCAAAUUUGGAAUUGACCCA